Notolabrus celidotus (New Zealand spotty) is the source of this 1610-nucleotide messenger RNA. RefSeq names its product multiple epidermal growth factor-like domains protein 11. The record is from RefSeq and is a predicted model, not a curated record. Lineage: Eukaryota; Metazoa; Chordata; Actinopteri; Labriformes; Labridae. The coding region runs from base 1 to 1179 and encodes 392 amino acids. The transcript has 12 exons.
AUGUUCCCCCAGCAGCACCCCUGUCCUGUCGGGACCUGGAGCAGCAUUGUGGGAUCCCAAAACCUGUCCUCUUGCUGGCCCUGCCCUCCAGGACUGUACUGCAACAGUACAGGACUCAGUCAGCCCUCAGGAGUCUGUGACACAGGACACUACUGUCUCGGUGGGGGUGUUGAGGGCAUCCUACCCUGCCCUCCUGGCACAUAUAGUCCUCAGAUUGGCCUGAGCCAAGUGGAACAGUGCCUCAUCUGUCCAGCAGGGUUUUACUGUGAGGACUGGGGUCUGUUUGAACCCACUGGACUCUGUCAUGCUGGUUAUUACUGCAUAGCAGGUGUGAAUUUCCAGAACCCAGAUGGUAAUUUCAGCACAGGUGUGGGAGGGGCAUGUCCAAAUGGGAGGUUCUGUCCUGAGGGCACCAGUCUCCCAGUACCCUGUCCACAAGGAACCUACUCCAACAGUCUUCAUCUGACAGACACCCUUGGCUGUAGUCCAUGUCCAGCGGGUCACUUCUGUGGCACUUCAGGUCUCACUCGUCCAUCUGGACUGUGUCAAGCUGGAUUCUUCUGCCCAGGGGGGGACACAACAGCCACAGGUUCAGAAGGAGGUUUUUGCCCACCAGCUCAUUAUUGCCCUGAGGGUGGCGAGAGGCCAGUACCUUGCCCAGCUGGGACCUACACGAACCUCACAGGACAGUCAGUGUGUUCUCGCUGCCCAGCUGGAUACUUCUGUCCAGAAAAGACUGGCAACUUUACCAAGUUCCCCUGCCCACCUGGUUUCUACUGUCCUGAUGGAACCAGGCAUGCCACCCAGUAUCCCUGUCCUCGUGGAUACUACAACCCAGAGCCAAUGACUCAGAGUCUGGACAGCUGCCUGCCUUGUCCUCCAGGACACUACUGCGAGAAAGAAAGGCUGACCAAAGUGUCUGGAAAAUGCAAAGCUGGUUGGUUCUGUGUGUCAGCAGCCUGGAACUCCCAGCCUUUUGACCUGGACAAUUACACAAAUGCCAACUGUCUGUGUCCAGCCACAUCCACAGGGGGGCGCUGCCAGGUUGGCUUUUACUGCCCCUUGGGUAGCUCAGAGCCACUGGCUUGUCCACCUGGAGCGUUUUGUAACAUCUCAGGUUUGGCGCUUCCGAUGGGUCCCCUGCUCCCCGGGGUACUACUGUGUAGGAGGAGCCACUGAGGCCAGACCAACCGAUGGAGAAAAAGGAAACAUCUGUCCGCCUGGGACAUACUGUGUUGAAGGUUCGGGAGUGCCAGAGGUGUGUCCAGUGGGUACUUUCUCCCCAGUACCAGGUUUGACCAGUGAAACUGGCUGUCAGCCCUGUACCCCAGGUUUCUACUGCAGAGGAGCAGGUCUCAUUGUUCCUACUGGACCCUGCAGUGAAGGUUACUGGUGCUCCCCUGGUCAAGACCAUAGCUACAGGUCUGCCAUGUCCUCCAGGCCACUUCUGUCCACAGGGUAGUGCAGCUCCAGAGCCCUGUCCAUCAGGAACGUACCAGGACAGAGGAAAACAGACAGCCUGCACUGUCUGUGAGGCAGGUUACUACUGUGAUAGAAGACUAGUUAAUGCCUCUUCACUGAGGCCCUGCCCUAAAGGCCACUACUGUCCA